This is a messenger RNA of Neolamprologus brichardi, 3230 nucleotides long. The record is from RefSeq and is a predicted model, not a curated record. NCBI's taxonomy places the organism in Eukaryota, Metazoa, Chordata, Actinopteri, Cichliformes, Cichlidae.
AUGAGUGGACUGACCUCAUUUAACAACAGCUCUUCAUUUUCCAAUGAGACAGGAAGCUAUAAUCCAGUCACCACCGUGUCCCAUCUCUUCUUCAUACCCAUCCUCAGUUUGGUGUUUCUGGUGGGUUUACUUCUCAACAGCUUCACCAUGAAGUUUUACUUCUGCCGAGCUCAUCACCGGGUAUCCAGCAGCCUGACGGUCUACCUGAAGAACCUGACGGCCGCUGACUUCCUGCUCUGUCUCAGCCUACCCAUCCGCAUCACCAACUACGCCAGCGCGUCCGUCACCAUCCAUGUGCUCUACUGCAGCAUCGGGGCUUCUGCACUCUUCCUCAAUAUGUACGCCAGCAUCCUCUUCAUGGGAGGGGAUCAGAGAGAGGAUGGCACAACACUAAUCACCAUGGAAACCAGCCCAGAGAACAACUAUGGCACCAUGAAUGCAGUUCAGCCUGAGUAUGGGAAUGUUUUCAGUGAUGGAUUGACUCGGGUCGACUUUGUGCUGGUGUGGGAGGAGCCAAGGAGCAUGCAGGAGGAGAGCGUGGGUGUUAGCCCCGCCCACCGCCGGUGGAGGGAGGAGUUUCUGAAAAGACUGAGACACUCUGGACUUCUGCAGGAACAGAAGGAGGUCCUCCAGACAAAGAAGAGGAUCUGUUUUGUCCUCCUCAGCGCUCCGUGGAGCGUGCUCUGUUACUACGCUGAGGAGAUCAGCCUCAGAGCCCCACUGCAGGUGGUCACCGCCCCCAUCGUUAACUGGUCUGAACAGAUCCUGUCCAAUCUGUCUCUUCCCAACCUUAUGUCCCAGGACGUCCCCAACCCCCCGCCCGACUACUACACCUGCCAGUUCAGGACCAACAAGCUGGAGAGGUUUUUGGGCAGCGACAACAAAGACACGUUCUUCAAGACGACCCAGAGACACCAGGUGCUGUAUGAGAUCUUAGCCAGGACUCCAUACGGUUCGGUGAAGAACGGGGAGGUGGGCGUCGACCGUCUGGUGAACGAGCAGGUCUUCACCGCCGCCUACCCGCUGCACGAGGGAGAUUAUCAGCUGCCGACCCCCCCGCUCAGUCCCCAGAGUUUAAGCCUGAGGCAGAUCCUGUAUGCUUACUGGGCCCAGUGGUCCUGCUGGAGACGCUACCAACCUCUGGACCACAUCAGGGAGUACUUUGGGGAGAAGAUCGCGCUUUAUUUUGCCUGGUUAGGCUUCUACACCGGCUGGCUGCUGCCGGCGUCUGUCGUCGGGACGGUGAUCUUCCUGAUCGGGUUCUGGCUCGUGGCCACCGACGUUCCGGCGAACGAGUUGUGUGGUAGCGGAAACAGCUUCAUCAUGUGUCCGCUCUGUAAUAUCUGCUCCUACUGGAACUACUCCAGCAUCUGCGUCACCUACAAGGAGCGACCUCGUCCAGAGUUCACCGCCAUGGCACCGAUGAGCAUGAGGAACCCGGUGACCGGAGCGGAGGAGCCGUAUUUUCCUGAAAAUAAGCGAUUCAACAGAACUCUGACUGGCUGCAUGGUCAUCAUCAUCAUGGUCGCUGUGGUGUUGAUUUUUCUCACGGCCAUCAUUCUGUAUCGCUCCAUCCUCAGCAUCAUCAUCUACAAGUCAGAGUACAGCUUCUUCAGCUUCUCUGCUGGGAGAAUAGCCAGUUUGUCAGGGUCAGUGUUGAAUCUGCUGGUCAUCCUUCUGCUGUCCAGGAUUUACACCGCCCUGGCCCACAUCCUCACCCGCUGGGAGAUGCAUCGCACUCAGACUAAAUACGAGGACAUGUUCAUCCUGAAAGUUUUCGUCUUCCAGUUUGUCAACUUCUACUCGUCUCCGGUCUACAUCGCCUUCUUCAAAGGCAGGUUCAUUGGCUACCCGGGAAACUACAACACUUUGUUUGGAGUCCGCAACGAAGACUGUGGAGCAGGUGGAUGUCUCAUUGAUCUGGCUCAGGAGCUGCUGGUCAUCAUGGUGGGAAAACAGCUGAUCAACAACAUCCAGGAGUUCAUUUCCCCGAAGGUGAAGUCAUGGUGGCAGAAGAGGAAGCUGAAUCCUCAGCUGAAGGAGGCGGGACAGGAGGCCCAGAGGCAGGAGGAGGCUUCUCCCUGGGAGGCAGACUACCAGCUGCUGGUCUGUGAGGGACUCUUCAGCGAAUACCUGGAGAUGGUGAUUCAGUUCGGGUUCAUCACCAUCUUCGUGGCGGCGUGCCCCCUCGCUCCUCUCUUCUCUCUCAUUAAUAACUGGGUGGAGGUCCGUCUGGAUGCUCAGAAGUUUGUGACUGAAUACCGUCGCCCGGUGGUAGAGCGAGCUCAGGACAUCGGCAUCUGGUUUCCCAUCCUGCAGUUCAUCGCACACAUGGCCGUCCUGAGCAACGCGUUCCUCAUAGCGUUUACUUCAUCCUUUGUGCCUCGACUGUACUACCGCUACACCAGAGACAGCACACUCAGUGGCUUCAUCAACUUCACUCUGGCUACAUCACCGCUCAGCUACCAGCAACAGCACAACACAUCCUGCAGUUUCGUCAUCAUCUUUGAGCAUGUAGUCUUCUUCAUCGGCCGCUUAAUAGAUCUGAUGGUUCCUGACGUGUCCGAAGAGGUGGAGAUGAAGAUAAAGAGGGAGCACUACAUGGCUAAAGAGGCUCUGGCUGAGAACCAGGCUCUGGGGAAGACCAUGAUUCCUGGGAAUGGGGAAGCCCCGCCCAGUGAACUGCGACAGCGUAGAUCCAGAAUCUCUCCACAGGAGAGCGACCCACCGUCGCCGGACCUGGAAGAGAUCGCAGAGGAGACUGAAGCCAUAUUCAGCUGCUGAGACGAAGCUCAGGUGGACUUGGGCUACAACACGCAACGUUUUUAACCACUGACUGCUCGUCACUGUGCCUGUCAUCAAAUAACGUUUUAACUGUAACUUACUAUUUUAAAACUUGCCAUGUUUGUUGUAAUUGAAGUUUCUGAGUUAAAUGCUAAAUGUAGCUCAGCAGCUGGUAACCUGAUGGAGGCAGUUAGCGACAGCGCUGUAACAUGAGCUUUUUCAUGUAAUAAACAUUUGGAUAUCUGUUACACAUAAACUUACAUAUCCAAACACUUUAUGGGUGAUUACAGAAUCAUCAAUGCUCAUCUACCCUGUGGAUGAGGUAGCUUCUCUCACACUGUAGCUGAAUGUUUAUGUGCAUUUGAAUGCUUAGUCAUCUUUUGUAGUUGAGCUUCUACUGAUGAAAAGUUUUAGUUUAUUUUCUAAUAAAACUUCAUGGCCAAGAA